This is a messenger RNA of Meira miltonrushii, 1011 nucleotides long. Its product is annotated as NAD-P-binding protein. The record is from RefSeq and is a predicted model, not a curated record. Bases 1 to 1011 code for a protein of 336 amino acids. NCBI's taxonomy places the organism in Eukaryota, Fungi, Basidiomycota, Exobasidiomycetes, Exobasidiales, Brachybasidiaceae. Gene Ontology annotation, cellular component: cytoplasm. Gene Ontology annotation, molecular function: zinc ion binding; quinone reductase (NADPH) activity. The transcript has a single exon. Gene Ontology annotation, biological process: cellular response to oxidative stress.
AUGUCUACCUCCACCUCUAUUCCAUCCAAGAUGAGAGCCGUACAAAUCAUGAAACAAGGCGGCUUGGACGUUUUAGAAGAUCGAGAAGCAGAAGUUCCAAAGCCAGGUCCAAAUGACGUUUUGCUCAAAGUAAACAAAGCAGGAGUUAACUUUAUUGAUACUUAUCAACGAUCUGGUUUGUACAAAAUUGAAAAAUUUCCUUAUACUUUAGGACAAGAAGCUGCUGGAAAGGUUGUUGCCGUUGGUGAUGCACAAAAAGGAAAAGGUUUAGAGGUGGGAGAUCGUGCGAUCACUUACUUUGGCGGAGGCUUUGCAGAGUAUGUCUCUGUUCCACGUGCAAGGAUCACCAAAUUGCCUGAUGCUGUCAACGAUACAGACGCUGUUGCUUCUUGCGUUCAAGGCUUGACAGCUUGGACUUUGGUUCGCGAAACGUAUCCAGUCAAAAAAGGUGAUUGGGUCUUGGUUCAUGCAGCUGCUGGCGGUGUAGGUUUGUUGUUAUGUCAAAUGGCAAAACAUCUAGGUGCACAUGUGAUCGGAACAACUUCCUCUGAGGAAAAAGCAGAAGAAGCAAAGAAAAAUGGUGCAGAACAUAUGAUCAAUUAUGCAAAAGAAAAUACAGUAGAACGUGUUCAUCAAAUCACAAAUGGCAACGGCGUUCAAGCAAUCUUUGAUGGUGUUGGAAAAGAUACAUGGGAAGAUGAUUUCAAAAUGAUCGCGCGUAAAGGUACAAUUGCCACAUUUGGAAACGCUUCUGGAGCCGUUGAACCUUUUGCACCUCUCAAGUUAGCUGCAAAGAAUGUCAAAGUCGCAAGACCAACACUUGUGAACUAUGUCUACACACAAGAAGAGUAUGAGAAAACAUACGCCGAAUUGUUUGAUUUGAUUGCAAAAGGGAUUGUGAAGUUCAAGAUUCAUGGUGAAUACGAUCUUUCCGCUCAAGGUAUUCGUCAAGCCCAAGAAGAUAUCACCAGCAGAAAGACGAGUGGGAAAUUGAUUGUCAAUGUAGCAUGA